AACCUGAGUCCAGGAAGGUCCUUCCAGGCGCCAAUCGUCCAGCAGUAUGGAGACCAUGAGUAAGCAGCUGGCAGACCUUCCCAAAACGGCAAAAUAAGACGCCAAUUGCCCGCUCGGCCACCUGACUCGGCUCUCGCCAGUCUCAUUGCAGUUUUGACUCUGGUCUGCACGAUGCGAGUCACCAAGCACAAUCUGGAGUGGUGGGCUAGACCCCAAGAUCCACAUGUGUUCCUCACCGACAGAUAGAGAGGCAAGCUGCCACACCUCGGGGGAACUUCGGGUUUACCCCACCAUCAAGCAUCUCAUCAACUGGGGUCGGUUUAUUAGGUAGCCGCGAUUACCUGCUAUAGAGCUAAGCGACAGUGGAGCUAGUUGCUGCUGCCAAGGAUUACGGUGUCUCUCUCGUAUAUAAGUAACUGGCUACUCCAGUGCGCGGCUGUCCUUCUCAAUGCGACUUGUCAAUCCAGUCAAUCAACAGUAUGGGCGACCACAGAGAAGCUGGACAUGGCAACUACGCUCAGGAUGAAAUCGCUCCGGCUGAUGAGUCUACGUUCCUACUUCCCAAGGAUGUCGGAGAUGUUAAAAGCAAGAUUCUCAGUACCAACUUUGCCGCAUUGAUGGCCGGGCUGAACGAUGCUGCAUUGGGCCCUCUGAUCCCGUACAUACAACCAACUUAUGAUGUUGGUCUUCUGCAGGUGUCCAUCAUCUACCUAGUCAACUUUGUGGGUUGGGUUGUCGCCUCAUUCGCCAAUAUUCAUGUCUGUUCCCAUAUAGGAACGGGCGGUACACUGGUCCUGGGAGCAACCAUUCAGUGUCUCGGCUAUGCCUUGAUGUUCUGGAGUCCGCCUUUCCCCCUCUUCGUGGCAGCAUUCUUCUUCACUGGUUGCGGCGUAGCUUUCCAAGAUGCCCAGAUGAACAUGUUCACUAUAACUGUCAAGGACGCCCAUCGGUGGCUGGGCAUUUUGCAUGCCGUGUAUGGCGUCGGAACCAUUCUCGCUCCAUUGAUCGCCAAUACGAUUGCCUCGAGAAUGCCAGUCUGGCACCACUACUACCUUGUGACCAUGUUGCUCGGCGUACUAAACAUCACAUCUCUGGUCUGGACCUUCAGAAAGGGGCUCUUCCGUCCCAAUGUGAGCAAUGCGAAGGAGACGGCCGGCAAGGAGCUUCGAGAAACAGUGUCAAACAAGACUGUGUGGAUAUUCAACGGCUUCUUCUUUUUGUACGUUGGCGCGGAGGUGACUGCUGGAGGUUGGCUUGUGCAGUUCCUUGUUUCGGUGAGAAAUGGCGACCCUACCAAAGUAGGAUAUAUUGCGUCCGGCUUCUGGACCGGCUUUACCUUGGGCCGUGUUGCUUUAGCGGAUAUCACGCAUCGCUUGGGUGAACGGCGCAUGGUGUUCGUUUAUACCGCGUUGGCUGUGGCGAUGCAGCUUUUGUUCUGGUUGGUGCCAGACAUCACUAUCAAUGCAGUCACAGUGUGUUUCCUGGGUUUCUUUAUCGGUCCUUUCUACCCAGUUGGACUCUAUCUUCUCACCAAGGUCAUCCCAAAAGAACUUCACGUGGGAGCAAUGGGAUUCACUGCCAGUCUUGGACAGGCAGGGUCCGCUGCAUUCCCUUUCCUAACGGGAGCGGUGGCCUCCCAGGCUGGCGUCCAGGUUUUGCAGCCCAUCAUGCUGGGGCUGCUCAUUGGAAUUGCCUUUUUCUGGUGCUUGGUCCCUAGACAGAGGCCAAUCACGGUUUGAGUAGAUGUAGAAAGGCCAUAGUGGCGCUACAUUUGAGAUGCGGCGCUAUACCUACGCAUGGGUAGUUUUGCUAUGCUGAUAAAUAACAUUUCGAUCCUUGGACCGAUGAAGAUAUGCUGCUUCCAUGAAUAUCACGAGUAUCAUGUUCUCAAUGAAGUUGAGAAGCAUUUUCACUUCGAAGCUGAUCGUUCAAGCACCCUCUCUAGGCGCGCGUCUGGACCACAACAUAGAUGGCAAAU
Messenger RNA from Aspergillus neoniger CBS 115656, 1978 nucleotides. Its product is annotated as putative MFS transporter. The coding region runs from base 480 to 1739 and encodes 419 amino acids. The transcript is spliced from 5 exons. Gene Ontology annotation, molecular function: transmembrane transporter activity. Gene Ontology annotation, biological process: transmembrane transport. The record is from RefSeq and is a predicted model, not a curated record. Lineage: Eukaryota; Fungi; Ascomycota; Eurotiomycetes; Eurotiales; Aspergillaceae. Gene Ontology annotation, cellular component: membrane.